Arachis stenosperma is the source of this 1484-nucleotide messenger RNA. Its product is annotated as EPIDERMAL PATTERNING FACTOR-like protein 6. Bases 998 to 1369 code for a protein of 123 amino acids. The record is from RefSeq and is a predicted model, not a curated record. Gene Ontology annotation, biological process: guard cell differentiation; stomatal complex development. NCBI's taxonomy places the organism in Eukaryota, Viridiplantae, Streptophyta, Magnoliopsida, Fabales, Fabaceae. The transcript has 4 exons.
AUACUUUUUCUAAUUCCUAAAAAGAGCUUUAGUCUUAGUAGCAGAUGAGAGCAGUGAAUAAAUGCAACUGAACCCUCCAAGUGCCCCAUGCUACUAUCAUAGCUGCUUUUUUCCAUCAAUAAAUACUAUUACUACUGCCCCCCCUUCAACCAUCAUAAAUAAAUGUACUACUACAUAAUCUGUUUCUUCAUUCAAUGGCUCAGAUCAUCUGUUCUCUCAACAACCACCCAGUAGAAAAGUUGACUCUAGUACUACUACACCACAAUUAAAGUGAACACAGUAAAAGAAAACCUUAACUAACUUCAUUAAAUACUAUUAUUAUGUGUAAUGUAUAAACAUAUAUUUUUCUGGUGCAAGAUUUGAAUGUCUCAAAGGCUGUGGUACCUUCUUUCCACUUCAUAUAAUUAAGUAGCACUGUGGCAUUCAUGAUACUGUAUAUAUCUUUCUUUCUUUCUUUCUUAGUAUGAGGAAUGGGGCCAUCAAAGAAAGCAUCAGUAGAAGACAAAAGCUCUGCAUUCUAGGGUGCCUUUGCAGGGUGUUCAAGGCCUAAAAAGGGUGCUGUUAUUCUGGACUUGUGGACCACCAUAUGUAGUACUACUCUCUUUUUAGACCCUUUUUUUCUUUCUUCAGAGAGAGCUUUGGCUUGUAUAGAAAGGUAAGCAAUCGAAGCUACCAUUAGAGGCAGAAAAAAGAAAGACAGUGAAAAUCACUGACCCAGAAAGCUAGCCUCCUUAACUAGCAGUGCAUCACUUGCUUGCAUUGUGAAGCAAAAUCUCUCUCUCUCUCUCUAUAUAUAUAUAUACACUCCAAAGGUUGUGAUUUGUGAAGAUUAUUUUGGGAAUUGCAAGCAUUACAUGCUUUGAUAGCAGUUGUUCUCUUCCUUCUUCUAUAUAUAUGUUGUAGCAAUCAUCAUGCCUUGCCUAUUCUACUGAAAGGGAGGAUUUAGAUAUCAUCAUCACAUUCAUAAUUUGUGAUUUUGACCCAAAAAGAAGCUGGAAUGAAGGGAAGAUUCUUGUGCUUUCUGAUUGUUCUCCAAUCAGUGAGUUGGGUUUCUGUAGCUAAGAGGCCUUUUUCUCCAGAUCAUGCCAUGUCCCAUCCAGGAACAAAUGAGUCAGCAGCACCAAAGUGUUCACCACCCUAUACUACUAUAGAGUCAGAAAAGAAGAUGAAGUCAUUGGAAAAUUGGAAAGCAGUGAAGAAAAUAGGGUCAAGUCCACCAAGCUGUGAGCACAAGUGCUAUGGUUGCACACCAUGUGAAGCCAUUCAAGUUCCCAGCACCGGCAAGCGCACUCAUUUAGCCAUUCACUACGCCAAUUAUGAGCCUGAGAGCUGGAGAUGCAAGUGUGGUCCCUUCUUCUAUAGCCCCUGAUUAAUUAAUUAAUUCAUUUUGUUCAUAUCAUCAUAUCCAAUUCAAUGUAUAAUUUCAUUUGCUUUUUCUCUCUGUACCAACCACAUAUGUAAAAUACAUGCACAAUGCGUGACCA